Molecule: messenger RNA, 4279 nt
Organism: Galleria mellonella (greater wax moth)
Lineage: Eukaryota; Metazoa; Arthropoda; Insecta; Lepidoptera; Pyralidae
Product: putative leucine-rich repeat-containing protein DDB_G0290503
Exons: 4
Coding region: 423-3623 (1066 amino acids)
Molecular function (GO): calmodulin binding
Source: RefSeq, a predicted model, not a curated record
AGAUCAGUACAGCAUUUGUCUUUGUAAACCUAGACAUUGAACUCUAAAAAUCAUGUGUUAUAAAAAGUGUAACAACCUCGAACUUAGCCCUACAUCAAUGGUAAAUAGUGAGUACGUUGACCAGUAACGGGAUCAAUACGCGCCAAUAGAACCAAGUUCAAGUUGGCGCAUCGCCAUGACGACCGCCGCCAAACACUACCAGGUCUUGGCUCUACACCACACCCUUUUUAUAUACCUCUCUUGUGAACCAUGUUGUCAAGUCAACUUUAUUGGUAAUGUAACAAACAUAAGCUAAAAGGAAACGGCACAAAGCAAAUAUUCUAAAUACACGUGUUAAAAAUUAGUAAAAUUAUUACUGAAGAUUAUUUUGGAAAUAUUCUGGUGGUAUUGAUUUCAGGUUUGUAUUAAUAACUAAAAAAUGCAUGUAUCUUUUUUUUAAUUAUAAAAUCUAUGGGUUUUCUUCGUUUUUAGUUAAAAUGAGGCUUACGGGUUCCCGAGCGUAUACCAGACCGACACCAGUACCAAAGAUGCCUGUGGGAUUAGUAGAGUUAAUGGAAGGUCUGACAAAAGACGUGUUGAAACAGAAUCCUACUGAUAUUUAUGAAUAUUGCGCUAAUCACAUGCAAAUGUUGUUGAAUAUACGGGAUGGCCCAACUUCUAAACCAAUAUUGGAACAAAAAAUAAAACGUGCUCAAGAAAAAAUAAGAAGAAGGGCUGAAGAACGCUGGCAAAAAUACCUUAAAGAAAUGCAAGAAUCUGCUGCAAAUAGUGACCUGUUAUCUCAUAACUGUCUAGAACUUAAUGAACCAGAAAACACAAUAAAUAUAAAGCCUCCCAGUAGUCAGACACAUUCCGAAACGGAAAACACAAUAAAUUUGAAGCCUCCCAUUCACCCUGAAUUAAAUUUAAAAAAUCUUUCUGAAGUAGAAAUAUUCCAUGAGUUCAGUGGAAAUUUAAACAACCUGAAUCAGUUGGAGCCAAUUUUAAGUACAGAUAUUGAAACUAAAUACGUUAAUAAUGAUACCGGUAAUGUAACAAAUAAAUUAAAUAUUGAUUCUUUAAAUGAGAUUACAGAUAUUAUUUCGAAUGAAAAAAGUAAUAUACAAACAAACAUUGAAGAAGAAUUAUUAAAGGACGAUGUAAAUGCUAUUAAUUCUUUAGAAAUUCACACAUCUGCUCAAAACACAAAGAAUGAUAUAAAGAACGAUAAAAGAAACGAGGAACAAAUGUCAGACAUUAAAGACAAUGUCGCUGAGGUAAAAUUAUUAUCUCCAUUAAAUAAUAACCAUGAAAGUAAUAAUGAAGAUAAAACGAAUAUUAAUAUACAGACUCACCAGAAUGCUGAUGUCUCUAAAAAUGGAGAAAUGGAAAUUGAUAAUCAGAAUAAUGAGCUUUCGAUUAUGCAGGGAAAUGAAACUAAAGAAACAAAUCAGCUUUCCGAAUAUGUAUUAAACGAAACAGAUAAACCGAAUUCUAUAAUCACAGAACAAAAUAAUAAUUGUGGUCAUUACUUAAAGGAAAUAAAUGACAGUAUUGAUUUAACUAAAAACUUAUCUCACCAAGAAUCUAAAAAAAUAAUUGACGAACAAAUAAAGCUUACGGAGUUUACGGACAAUGAUAAAAUCAGUUACUCUGAAUCAAAAGAACAUGUCGUUAGGCUUAGUGAUGCUGGCACGCCAGUAAACAAAGAAACUACCGAUGAUACUAAAUUUGAAACACAAAUACUUACAUCUGAUAAUAAUUCAUUCCAUAAAAUACCACAUGAAUUUAAUGAAGACAGUGUUAUUGAAAAUGAAAAUGUAAAAUUGCAAGACAUUAACAAAGAAGUAAUGGAAAAUGUUGAACAAGAUGAAAAUAAAUAUGAUAUGCUUAAUAACGAUAAAUCAAUCGAUCAAAUUGAUCAAAAAACUUUAAUAGUUGAAAAGCAUCAUAAAAUCAAAGAUGAUAUCGAGUAUGACGCUAAAGUAGAAAAUCUUUUAAAGAUAGAAGAUGAUGCUAAUAGUGAAACCAAAGUAGAAAUUACAGAAAAUGUAAUCGUCGAGAAUAUUCAUAAAGGAGAACAAAUUGAGAAGAAUUAUGAGACAGAUGACAAUGGUAUAAAAAGUGACAUAAAUAAUAGAUAUGAACAACCUGAUGUGAAAAUUGACAUGAAAGUUACUGACUCGCGACCAUUUAUUGAAAAAAAUAUUGAGAAAGUUGAGGAAACUAAUAAUUCUUUGAUUUUGGAAAAUUAUAAUGAAACUAUUGCUGAACUGAAAUCUAGUAAUGAAAACGAAAUAAAUAACAAGGACACUAAUGUGUCUACGUUACAGAUGGCAAUUGAAAACCAUUCAUUAUCACAAGAAAAUAAAAGAGAUGAAUCUGCAACUGCCGAAAAUGAUGAGUUAAUUCAAAAUGAUACUGUGAUUUCAAUUGUGGACCCUGAAUUGUCUAAUAAUGCCGAUGUUAAAGUUGAAAUUAAAUCUAUAAGUUUUGAUGGAAGUACAGAUGGAAAUGAUAGUAGCGCCGAUGUGAAGUCUGCUAUAUCAGAAAACUGCGAAGAUUUGAAUGAAACUAAUAUCUCGAAUCCGAGUAACAUGGAUUUAGAAACGGCAGCGAUUACUAUACAGAAAGUAUUUCGCUCGUUUCUUUUCAAAAGUAGAGCAUCAACAUUGGAUGAUACAAACGAUGAAAUUAAUUCUCUGGAAGAAGACAAUAACAAGAAGGAAGAAAUUGAUUAUCAGAUAAUGAAUGGCAAUAAAGAAAGAAGAGGCAUAAGUAGAAUGGAUACUGUAUUGCAGACAGUUAACGAAGAAAAAUCACUAUCGUUGUCUACUGAUGAUUCUUCUUUAUCUAGUGCUGCUACUACUAUACAAGCCCAUGUCAGAGGUUUUUUAGUCCGAAAUAAACUACAUUUAAACAAAACAUCUACUAACUCGUUAGGUAAUUCUGACGGUACAUCCACAAUAUCAUUAGAUGGUGACAUUGAAAACAAUAAGAACAAAACCAUUCUUAAUAUUCAUAUUGUUCCCGAAGGAGGUAACUACCUCAGUAGAGAUGAAAGUGUACUAACUUCUAUGGAUAUAUCAUUAGAUGGUAGCCCACCUUCCUCUCUGAACUUACAUCCUUUGGGUUAUGAUAGAAAUGAAAGAAAACAACUAAAAAGAGAAGACGCUAUACAAUCUAUUUCGCCACCUAGUAACAAUAGUGGAAAAUUAAGCGAAGACAUUGAUUCCGUGAAAGAAAUGAUAAUUAACGACGGGGAACUAUCUUUAACUCAAAAUAAUGUGGGGAAAAAUCUCACAUACUGUGAGGAACAUCAAAUCGAUCCGCAAUUUUCUGAUAUUCCCUCUGAUAACACAACAAUUGAAAGUUUAGUGGAGACCGAAAAAACUCAUGAUAAAAAUAACAUAAACAAUCCGCAUUCAAAAGUACAGACUGAUGUUGAAAAACGCAAAGGAACCUUAACAAAAAUGAGUUCCGAUGAAAUGGAUGUAGUUACCCCAUUUCAAGAAAAUCCUCAUGAUAGUAAAUCGGCGGACUCUAAUUCUGCAUCGAAAUUAAUGCAUUCUAGUGAAUUUCAUGAUAUAGUUCUACCAACCAAGGUGUCGAGGAGUGACACAUCAGUCGUCAGGGGUGAGUGAAGACAUCUAUUAUCAGAAUUCAAGAGCGUGUUGGUUUACUUCUUACUGUGGAAUAACUCCUAAAAAAGAAAUUGAGUGCACGUAUCAUUAUAAUAGGUAUUAUAUUGGGUCACAAAACUAUUGUCGUAAUAACUUCAAAUGAAAAAAAAAUAUAAUAAUGGGAUGUUAUCCCAUUAUUAUAUAGUGUUACAGAGUAUUCUCGCGCUAGAAAAAUUGUUUGCCAAUGUCAUACUAAAAACUACUUAAUACUGUAAAAAUUUUGAAGAAAUUUGCAGUCUAAUAACCAAGUUCGCCAGCCAACCACUUUUUAAUAGUAACGAGAAUCAACCAAGCCGUAAGCUAAUAGUUGAUACUAAGUUGUUACUUAAUGCACUUUAGUUAAGUUGUUAAUUGCAUAAAAGAUAUCAGAUGCGCAUUAUCCAUCUAAAACACAGAAGCAGUGCCGAAUUAACUCAUUUCGCUCACAAAAAAAUACUGCUAUAAUACUUUACACGUACUAACUUGAAACAUGACGAUGUAAUAUAAAAUAAGGCAAUAAUAUUUUCAUUUAGGGUUAAUUAGAUACAAAAUUUAAAUGUUAUUUUCAAUUAAGGGAAAUAUUAAAAAAAUGAUUGUCGAGGCGCUGCGUCUCUAACCGAUGAGGGUCCCUAGUCCCU